CUGGCAUCUGACUCCAGCUAGCACUCCCUAGCUUUAGGAACAUUAGCUUAAUGGCCGAUUUCCUCCUGCUCUCGGGCCAGUAGUCCUUUGAAGUCAUCGCGCCACACAGCCAGGACCGUUUUUUUAAAAUUUUUUUUAUUUCGCUCUCCUGGGGAGAAAGCAUGGGUGGGGAUAGAGGGUUGCAGGGAGGACCCGCAGAGGGGAAAAACGAGAGCGCCGGCUACACAACCUUCAGGCGGCCGCGACUUCCCUGGGGCCUAGGCUCGAGAGUGCGGGAGGGGCGCCCCCGCGCGCACUCCACGUGAGGCUAUUCUCUGCAAGGGCGGAGGAGGAACGGCCCCAAGCUCGAUCCCUGGCCCAGUCUGCCCACAGCGCCUCCUGCACGUUUCUAGCCGCCUUUUUUUUUUUUAAAUCUCGCUAUAAAAACGCAGUCAUCACGGGAAGCACGAGGGAGGGAGGAAACGAGCGGGAGAAGUUGGGGAGGGGGAGGGCCUCCUGUAGAGGGCGGGAAGGGAGGGCUUUGGCGGCAAUUACCUAACAAUACCCUAGGGUUCGGGGGAUCGAGGGCGGGGCCCGCGUUUUUAUGGCGGAGGGGGGCGCGCGGGGGUUUUAUGGAGGGAUCCUUUGGAUGUCCUUGUCUUUGACUUCCCCAUCCCCCUGUUCCCUCAUGGCGAGAGGAGCGAGCCUGCUGGAGGUGCAGGGGCUGCGGCAGCGCCAAGCCUGAUAUUCCUCUCCAUUCCCUUCCCUUCCCUCCCCUUCCCCUUCGGAUCCAGGCGGUUCUUCUUUCCCGCCGCCGCCCAGCGCCACCUGGCAUCUCCAGGGCGACCGGGCGGCAACAAGAUGGCGGACGAAAAAGACGGAGAAGCUGGAUUACUAGAACUUCAGAAAAAAAUCAAAGAAGCUUUUGAAGUGUUUGACCAUGAAGCCAAUGACACUGUGGAUGUUAGAGAAAUUGGUACAAUUAUCAGAUCAUUAGGCUGCUGUCCAAGUGAAGGAGAACUGCACGAUUUGAUAGCAGAGGUGGAAGAAGAAGAACCCACAGGAUACAUUCGCUUAGAAAAAUUUCUCCCAAUGAUGGUUAAAGUGCUCUCAGAAAGAAGAUACAGACCAAUUCCAGAAGAUCUUCUUCUUCAAGCAUUUGAGGUGUUAGACUCAGCUAAAGAGGGAUUUCUUACUAAAGAAGAGCUGGUUAAGUAUAUGACUGAAGAAGGUGAGCCUUUUACAGAGGAGGAAAUGGAAGAAAUGUUGUCUGCUGCACUUGAUCCAGAAACAAACACAAUUCAGUACAGAGACUAUUUAGCAAUGAUGGUGAUAGAUGAAAAUUAAAAGUUUUCAUACAUUUAAUUAUUUUCUGAUUUUUAAGUUCUAUUUCCUAAUUCUGAUUAAUGGAUAUUACUUUAGAAAAAAAUCUGGGAAAAUGUUAUAUUUGUAACUUAAAACUUUUCUAGAUAUAUGCAGUUCAAAGAAAAUUAAAAAAAACCUAAUAUACUAUGGACUUGUUAUAAAAUUUUAGAAUGUUACUUAAGAGAGAUUUGUUUCUUCUCUAUGAAAGUAUAGACCAUCAUUAAAAUAUCAUUGAAUUAAUUAUGCAAAGACAGUGGAGAAUAACUGACUCGGCACAAGUCAGGCUAUUCCACUAGUUCUGUGAGUGGCAGAGAAACCUAUGAUUUCAGAUCAAUUGUAUGGGAUGACAGUUCUCAAAGAGAUAAUGGUGAGUAGAGGAGUUGCAGCACUCCCAAUGAGUUAUAAACGCCAAAGAGAGCUUACUUAUCCUGUUUCCUUUUACAUAAAGAAAAAUUUCUAUCUUUGACACA
This is a messenger RNA of Antechinus flavipes (yellow-footed antechinus), 1814 nucleotides long. It is a transcript of the gene EFCAB2, whose product is annotated as EF-hand calcium binding domain 2. The transcript has 7 exons. NCBI's taxonomy places the organism in Eukaryota, Metazoa, Chordata, Mammalia, Dasyuromorphia, Dasyuridae. The record is from RefSeq and is a predicted model, not a curated record. The coding region runs from base 841 to 1326 and encodes 161 amino acids. Gene Ontology annotation, molecular function: calcium ion binding.